AUGGCCAGAAACCUAAGGUGGCAUUCUACUAACCAGAGCAGCGAUGAGAAACUAAGGCAUCCCGUAGAUUCUGUGACAUGGAAACAGAUGAAUGAGAAGUAUCCCACAUUUGCCGCUGAGGAAAGGAAUAUACGGCUGGGACUCUCUACGGAUAGAUUUAAUCCUUUCAACAUGCAGAGCAGUAAGUACAGUUGUUGGCCUGUGCUGUUAGUUAACUACAAUUUGCCUCCUAACCUAUGUAUGAAGAAGGAGAAUAUCAUGCUAACACUGCUCAUUCCUGGUCCACAACAGCCUGGUAAUAGUAUUGAUGUCUACUUAGAGCCAUUAAUAAAUGAUUUAAAUCAGUUGUGGAGCAAAGGAGAGUCAACAUAUGAUGUUGUGAGUAACACUGCAUUUACAAUGAAGGCAAUGCUGCUCUGGACUAUUAGUGAUUUCCCAGCCUAUGGAAAUUUAGCUGGAUGCAAAGUGAAAGGAAAAAUGGGUUGUCCUGUGUGCGGGAAACACACUGAUAGUAUGUGGCUGAAGUUCUGUAGGAAGCAUGUGUAUAUGUCUCAUAGAAAGGGUCUCCCACCAAUGCAUAGAUAUAGGUCGAAGAAGGCUUGGUUUGAUGGACACGCUGAACACGGGAGAAAGUCUAGGAUACUAUCUGGUCAUGACAUUUCCAAUAACCUGCACUUUGUUAACAACUUUGGGAAUUUUAGAGAAGGUAGAACGAAGAGGAAAAGAACAGUGAGUGUUGAAGAAGACUGUGAUAUUGAGGACGUUCCAGUGAAUCUGAGGCAGAGGAAGAAGAUGAAGUUGAUGAGGAGGAGUUGUCAAGAUGGAAAAAAAGAUCAAUCUUCUUUCAACUUUCUUAUUGGGAGAAAGGAUCUGCACCCGAGGGCCAAAGGGAAAAGGACUUACCUGCCAGCAGCACCUUGGUCUUUGUUGAAGAGUGAGAAGAAAGUAUUCUGCAAGCGACUUUCUGAUUUUAAAGGACCUGAUGGAUAUUGUUCAAACAUAUCUAGGGGUGUUUCAGUAGAAGAGUUUAAGGUAUCAGGUCUCAAAUCACACGACUAUCAUGUGCUGAUGCAACAGUUACUCCCGGUUGCAGUUAGAGGAUUAUUACCUAAAGGCCCGAGACUAGCAAUAUUACGGAUGUGUGCAUUCUUCAACCGGUUAUGCCAGCGAGUAAUAGAUGUAGAGCAGAUUUCAAAAAUGGAAGCAGAAGUUGUGGAAACUCUCUGUAUGUUUGAGAGAUUUUUUCCUCCAAGCUUCUUCGACAUAAUGGUUCAUUUGACAGUUCAUCUUGGAAGGAAAGCUAAACUAUGUGGUCCAGUCCAUUUUCGCUGGAUGUAUCCAUUUGAGAGACACAUGAAGAUCCUAAAAGACUAUGUUAGAAACACUGCGAGGCCAGAGGGUUGUAUUGCUGAGUCCUAUCUUGCAGAAGAGUGCAUGCAGUUCUGCAGUGCGUUUCUUAAAAAGACAACCAAUGUGGAGGAGAAAUUAGAUAGGAAUGCUGACUAUGAGAGCCAGACAAUCCUGGAGGGACGUCCAAUAUCGGCACCAAAAUCAAUUAACCUCUCUGAAAUGGAGAAGAAAACAGCCCACCUUGCUGUCCUACAGAACACAUCUGUUGUUGACCCUUAUGUUGAGUGUCAAUGGGCAGUACGAGGAAACGGAGUUAAGGUGGAAGAUGGGUACACACUUGUUAACUUGAAUCAGUCUCAAGUUUCCAUUAAUAGGGAUCCAUACAUAUUAGCUUCUCAGGCAAAACAAGUGUUUUACUCAAGGGAGGAUGAUACAUCCUACUGGUAUGUUGUCCUAAGAGGUCCAUCAAGAAGAUACAAUGAAACAGAAGAAGAAGAUGUCAACAUAGAUAUUGGACCAUUGCCAUCAAUCAUUGAUAUGGAUGUUGAAAUAGAUGAAGCUCACAAUGCCCGAGUUGAUUGUGAAGGCAUAUAUGUGUGA
Molecule: messenger RNA, 1950 nt
Organism: Brassica napus (rape)
Lineage: Eukaryota; Viridiplantae; Streptophyta; Magnoliopsida; Brassicales; Brassicaceae
Exons: 4
Coding region: 1-1950 (649 amino acids)
Source: RefSeq, a predicted model, not a curated record